Papaver somniferum (opium poppy) is the source of this 1148-nucleotide messenger RNA. RefSeq lists its product as uncharacterized. The transcript is spliced from 3 exons. The coding region runs from base 366 to 1148 and encodes 260 amino acids. Lineage: Eukaryota; Viridiplantae; Streptophyta; Magnoliopsida; Ranunculales; Papaveraceae. The record is from RefSeq and is a predicted model, not a curated record.
CCAAAAUGUAGCAUUUUGUUAAAAUUACCUAGAAUCAUUUGGGAAUUGAGGGGGUGUAACAGAAUACAAGCCCUAGAAACAACAAAACUGAAGGAAUUUAAAGAAUCUCCUGUGAAAUCUAUCGCUGUAGGCGAAGAAUUUAAAGUUGUCAUCUCAAUCUAAAGCCAGACAAGUACUCAAAAAUUGAUAUGUGAAUAAUCUGAAACCCAUAAGAAUCUACUGUGCCGUCCAGCUUUAAGGAUCAGUCAUUAACUUACUUUCCCUAAGCUUCAUUUCACUACUCUCUCAAUCUAAAGCCAUUCAAGUACUCAGAAUUGGUAUCUCAAUAUCUACUCGAAAUUCAAUCAGCUGAAGCUACAUCAGAUAUGAAGCCGAAACCACGCUCUACAUUUGUCAAUCGCCAAAGGGCAAAAGAAAUUGCGACUGAUGCAGUGAAUGAAAGACUCAACACCGUUGCUCCCAAGAAGAAUAGGUCGUCAACAACUAAACCAAGCCCUGCAUUCAUCAAUGGCACAAUGGGAAAAGAAACUAUGACUGAUGGAGUGGAUGAUAGACUAGGCGCUGUAACUUGUAAGAGGCAGAGGACGUCAACAACAGUACCAUGGUCUGCAUCAUUCAUCAGUACUGAUGCAGUGGAUGAAAGACUCGAACCCGUUACUCUCAAGAGGCAUAGGUCAACAACAGCACCAUGCUCAUUAGUGAAUGGCCAAUGGGAAAACGAAAUUGUGACUGAUGCAGUGGAUGUAAGAAUCAGCGCUGUUGCACUCGAGAAACAGAGGUCAUCAACAACAAAUCAACGUUGUGCAUUUGUCAAUGGAGGAAGGGAAAAUGAAAUUGUAACUGAUGCGGAGGAUGAAAGAAUCAAUGUUCUUUCUGACACUCUCGUUGCUUGGAGCGAUAUACGAGAUGAAGAUGCUGACAUGUUUGAUGCGGAUGAAAAUGGUGACAUGCAACUGGAGAAUGACCAUGCAACUGACACUUAUAACGAGUCUAACAGCGAAGACUACACCGGUACUAACCCAGGAAUACUCAUAACGAGUCUAACAGCGAAGACUACACCGGUAGCCGCCAACAGAUUAUAUUCGACAAAUAUGGGCGUUAUUGUGAUGUCGGGUCAGAACAAUUUGCAAAUGCUAUCGGGAAGAUAG